AUGACCAAAAAGUGUGCCAGUUAUGAGCGAGGAGUGUACCAAUAUGAGCUAAUAGUGUGCCAGUAUGAGCGAGGAGUGUACCAAUAUGAGCUAAUAGUGUGCCAGUAUGAGCGAGGAGUGUACCAAUACACGAUGAUAUAUGAGCUUGCAGUGUGUCAAUAUGAGCCAGUAGUGUGUGAAUAUGAGCAAGGAGUGUGCGAGUGUGAGCCUAGAGUAUACCAUUAUGAGUGGGGAGUGUGCCAGUAUGAGCACAGAGUUUGCCGAUAUGAGUGGGUAGUGCGCCAAUAUGAGCCGGAAGUGUUCCAAUAUGAGCCAGGAUGGCAAAGCCUUCUCUGCUCCCUCUUAUCUGCCAUUAAUUCCCAGCACUCCCAUACUCUGCUCCUCAUUAUUACUCAGUACAACCCUUCUCUGCGCCCACUUGGAUAUGUUUUUUUCUUGCAUGCAAUUUGUACAUGUUAUUACUCAGUACUGACCUACUCUGCUUCUUAA
Molecule: messenger RNA, 489 nt
Organism: Pelobates cultripes (western spadefoot toad)
Lineage: Eukaryota; Metazoa; Chordata; Amphibia; Anura; Pelobatidae
Source: the annotation of a GenBank genome assembly